UCGCAAAGAUAUGUUCUUUACCUUAUGCAAUUUUCGAAAGCCGGCGCCGGCGCCCUAACUUUGUGUGCUCGGCUACAUUAAAGUACGUACCUCAUAGCUCAAAUAAGAGGAGUCAAAACAAAGCAUCACUGAGACUGAGCUAGAUAUUACCUGGAGGCUGUAUCACUGCCGCACCGAAGCUGCCGCCGUCUAUCAGGUCCGGGUGGCGGUAGUACGUUCAGAUAUUGUUCCACUAGUACCACAGAUGAGGUAGAUGAGUAUGGCCAGACCACCGACUUUGCAUGGAAUUUCCUCCCCCGCCCCAACCCAAUGCACUCUCUCCUUAACUCGUUUCUAGUGGCUUUCUCGUUUACCGUUCUGGUUGAUGGCAGCCAUUACUGGUCCUCGCCUCGCCACCGCACUGUUGCUCAUAGACAACUUUCCGGCGAAACCUACAUGAUACAAGACUUUUAUCAAGGGGAAGAUUUUUUCAAUGACUGGACUUUCGAUGUUGGAUCGGAUCCCACUCAUGGCAAUGUCAUCUACCAAAGCCAAUCGGACGCGCAGUCUAAGGGUCUUGCGUAUAUCAACGAUAGCAACAACUCAUUGAUCCUUGCAGUCGAUUCAACCAGCACCGUUGCUCCCGGUGGUCAGCGUGCUUCUGUUCGCAUCACAUCUCAGAAGAGUUACAAUGGCGGUCUCUUCAUCUUUGACGCUUCCUACAUGCCUGUAGGUUGUUCGACGUGGCCUAGUUUCUGGACCGUUGGCCCGCAAUGGCCCAUGGCAGGUGAAAUCGACAUCGUCGAGGGUGUGAAUAAUCAAGACACAAACCAGAUGGCACUUCAUACCGGCACGAACCAAACUUGCACCAACGAAAUGACAAAUGGUACCCAGCAGUUUACGGGCCAGAUCAAAAAGACCAACUGUUACAGCACUGGACGUGCGGACUCAGGCUGCAUCAUCGAGGACACGGACACAAGCUCUUUUGCGUAUGGUUUCAACAAUGCACAAGGUGGUGUCUUUGCACUUUUGUGGGACAAUUCUGCUGGCAUGUCAAUAUGGCAUUUUGCUCGGGCCAAUAUCCCUGCGGAUCUCAUAGCCCAAACGCCCAGGCCUUCUACAUGGGGCAUACCAGCUGGAUUCUGGUCUUCACAAACCUGCGACAUCACGGCCAACUUCUACGACCACCAGAUGAUCAUUGAUACUACUAUCUGCGGCCAUUGGGCAGGUGGUGGUAUCUACGCCCAAUCCGGGUGCCCAGGAACGUGUUCAGAUAUGGUCGCCAAUGCUACCAACUACAUCAAUUCCAAGUGGGUCAUCAAUUACGUCGCCGUCUACCAGCAUCAUAUUGGUAGCGGAGCGUAUGCACCAGGUCCCCGACUUCCACUUAUGAUCAUUUUAUCAUUGGUAAUCUACUUGUUGCUCCUGUAAGUAUGACCAAAUUAAUUAUCAUCACGAUGACUGUUGUAGCAAUAUUAAUACCAAAAUUGUUCUAAAGUGA
This is a messenger RNA of Suillus fuscotomentosus, 1480 nucleotides long. RefSeq names its product glycoside hydrolase family 16 protein. NCBI's taxonomy places the organism in Eukaryota, Fungi, Basidiomycota, Agaricomycetes, Boletales, Suillaceae. The record is from RefSeq and is a predicted model, not a curated record. The transcript has 7 exons. The coding region runs from base 310 to 1410 and encodes 366 amino acids. Gene Ontology annotation, molecular function: hydrolase activity, hydrolyzing O-glycosyl compounds. Gene Ontology annotation, biological process: glucan catabolic process.